This is a messenger RNA of Malania oleifera, 1544 nucleotides long. RefSeq lists its product as uncharacterized. Lineage: Eukaryota; Viridiplantae; Streptophyta; Magnoliopsida; Santalales; Ximeniaceae. The record is from RefSeq and is a predicted model, not a curated record. The coding region runs from base 285 to 1319 and encodes 344 amino acids. The transcript is spliced from 6 exons.
AUUUUCACUGUUCGUGAUUCUUUGUUUAGUUACUUUAGUAUCAUUUCUCUCUCCUCUCUCUUCUUUCUUCUCAUUUUUUAGUUUUCAUAGUGCACGUUGUUAAAAUUCGCGGAUCACGUGCUACAGACCAACAGCCGUGUCCUCUGAAAUUUGAAGAAGAUGAAGAAGACCCUUGAAUAAUUGAAGUAACAGUAGUCAAAUGGCCAUCCCGAUGGAAAAUUUUGGCCCAUCUUCAUCGAAAUCUUCAGUGGUUUAAUCGUCCUGCUCACUUCCCUUUCGCUUCAAUGGGUGAGAUAAAAGUAACAAAAUCAACCAUGGAUGUCCAAAAGAACAACAGAAAUGGACAUUUGAAGGUGAUUGAUCCAGCAGUCUCCAGAUUUUUUACACAGCUCCCCCAAAAAUUUCAUAGUUGUAUAAUGUCGCGUCUCAAUAAAUUUGCGAAAGAUAAUGAGGAAACAAACUCGGAAAGCCGCAGUCUAGGAAAGGAGAAAGGAUCAUACGCUGGCUUUGAGGUCAAUCUAGAGAAGCAAUUGCAAGCUUGGAAAGACAAUCCUAUUUGGACCAAUCAACCCCCAGAAAUAAAGGUCAGCGUACCAAAAGGUUCUCUUUGCAACCUUAACGUGAAAGUGAAUGUUGGCUUGCCCCCAGAUGCAGUAUACAAUAUUGUAACUGACCCUGAUAGUAAGAGGGUCUUCAAGAAUAUUAAGGAAGUAAUAUCAAGAAAGGUUUUGGUGGAUGAAGGUUUAAGACAAGUGGUUGAAGUGGAGCAAGCAGCUGUAUGGAGGUUCCUUUGGUGGUCAGGGACCAUCUCAGUCCAUGUUCUGGUAGAUCAAAACAGAGAAGAUUACUCGAUGAAAUUCAAGCAAGUGAAGACAGGAUUUAUGAAAGAAUUUCAAGGCUUAUGGAGGGUAGAGCCUGUGCUUGUUGAUGAAAAAUUCUGCUUUCCCUUCAAACCCAAAACAUUGGCAGAUUAUUAUGCAUGCACUGGAGGCAAAGGAAGGAUUGGAUCAAAGGUGAGCCUGGAUCAACUGAUUCAGCCUGCUAUUGUUCCACCCCCUCCCAUUUCUUGGUAUCUAAGGGGAAUCACCGCAAAGACUACCGAGAUGCUAAUAAACGAUCUUCUUGCUGAAGCUGCCAGAAUUAGGGGAUGCAAUGACAUUAGGAACUCUGAUGCUGAACUUGGAGCUUCUGAAGAUGUAUCUGGUGAUUUGCCAGUAGAAGAAAUUUGUAACAUUAAAGAAAGAUGGGCCUUGCACCGGAGAAAUGCAAAGAAACAUCGUAGAAGGUCACCUUUGAAAUUGAAAUCUACCUUCAGCUAGCCCGUAUAAGAUUUAUCCACAGCCUCUCUUUUUUGUGUAUCUGAAAUAUAGUAGUAUUGUCCUGGAAUGUUAUUAUCAUGUAGAGGUAUGAAAUUAGGCUCUUCUCGGUGCUAAUAUUUUUUGGGUCUUCCCCAUGUUGUUAUCCAUAAUGUUUCUGUUGCUCUUGAAAGAUUAAAUGUAUUGCAUUUGUUUCUGCAAUUCCAUUUCAACUUCAGCAAAAAGAAA